Messenger RNA from Cucurbita pepo subsp. pepo (vegetable marrow), 1083 nucleotides. Its product is annotated as auxin-induced protein 22B. Gene Ontology annotation, biological process: regulation of DNA-templated transcription. Gene Ontology annotation, cellular component: nucleus. Lineage: Eukaryota; Viridiplantae; Streptophyta; Magnoliopsida; Cucurbitales; Cucurbitaceae. The record is from RefSeq and is a predicted model, not a curated record.
GCUCCCAAUUUGCGUUCCCACAACCACUAAAUUUCUUCCCUUUCUCUUCCAUUUGGGCGGCUUUUCUUGUCCCUCCUCUGUCCCCUCCCUCCGUCUUCCCUUUGCCCUCACUCUGCCCCCUUUUCCACCGACAAUCCCAUCCCAAUCCCCUGUUUUCCUCACCUCCUUAUCUAUAAGAUUUCACUCCUCACCGGAAGAACAAACCAGCAAAAACCCCUUUUCUCUUCUUCUUCUUCCUCCUUCCCAAACCCAGAAACAAAUGGAAUCCAAGCCUGCGUUUCAGACCGAUCUCAACCUCGAAGCCACCGAGCUUCGUCUCGGACUUCCCGGAAUCGCCACUGAAACAGACGACUCCCCGGAGAACUCAUCCGGGCUUAAAACUAAUAACAAGAGAAAUUUACAGAAUGACUCUGCUCCUCCCCCAAAGGCUCAGGUUGUUGGGUGGCCGCCGGUUAGAUCUUUCCGGAAAAAUACUCUUCAGAUGAAGAAACCAGCGACGGCGACGGCGGCGGACUACGGCGGAGGAUUCUUCGUGAAAGUGAGUAUGGAUGGCGCUCCUUAUUUGAGGAAGAUCGAUUUGGGUCUCUACAAAGGCUACCCAGAACUUCUCAAGGCCUUGGAAGACAUGUUCAAGUUCACCAUCGGUCAGUACUCUGAGAGGGAAGGGUACAAGGGAUCUGAUUUUUCGCUAACAUACGAAGAUAAAGAUGGGGAUUGGAUGCUCGUCGGCGAUGUUCCAUGGCAAAUGUUCAUUUCAUCUUGUAAGAGGAUGAGAAUCAUGAAAGGAUCGGACGGUUGUGAUGUAUGAAAAAUCAAUCCCAGCAAGGCUUUCUGGAAAAAAAAACUGAUUUUCUCGGGAAAAUUUCUGUUUGGUUUCUCGGAAAAGAAAAUCUGAUCCGUCGGGGAAAUUUUCCGGCGACGGAAAAGGAACUCUCGCCGGAGUAAAUAUAUAUAUAUAUAUAUAUAUUUUUUUGGGUGAGAAUUCGAUGAAAUUUUUGUAGAAUAAAUUUUGUUGCGGAAAUGAAAUUGUAAAUAUUAUAUACCGAAGACUCUUCAUUUUCGAAUAAAUUAAUGUUUGUUUGA